Molecule: messenger RNA, 586 nt
Organism: Fragaria vesca subsp. vesca
Lineage: Eukaryota; Viridiplantae; Streptophyta; Magnoliopsida; Rosales; Rosaceae
Product: vesicle-associated membrane protein 714-like
Exons: 2
Coding region: 356-586 (76 amino acids)
Source: RefSeq, a predicted model, not a curated record
UUUUAUUCAAAGAUUUGAAAUGACAAGCAAAAACUUACACUGCAAGCUGCAAAUAAUGAAAAAGAUGGAAAUGACAUUUGAAAAGAAUGUAGCUAUUGUUUUUAAGUUCAGGAGCUAGUUUCAUUGGACAUGAUUUUUGCAUGAGACAGGUACUUCAAAACUGUUUUCAUUAACUUUCUGGUUCUGCUAUGGUCUGCAUUUUUCUAUUAUUGCCUUCUGUUUGGUUGUUGAUUACUCUUGAAAAUCUCACAAUGAGUUAUCUGAUAUCCAGAUACGAACUAUAAUGGUGGUUAACACAGAAAAGAUAUUGGAGAGAGGCAACCCAAUUGAACUUCUUGUUGACUAAAUUGCAACUAUGCAAGACACUGCAUUUCACUUCAAGAAACAGUCAAAGCGCCUUCGCCAAGCUCUGUGGAUGAAAAAUGCCAAACUCUUGGCCCUGUUGACAUGCUUGAUUGUUGUGUUCCUGUGCAUUAUCAUUGCUGCUUGUUGUGGAGGAAUCACGUUACCGUCCUGCAGAUCUUUAUUAAUUCACUUCUUUGUGUAUAUAACAAAGACUGUUGAGACAAUCUCCAUCAUUCUAUAA